Molecule: messenger RNA, 1929 nt
Organism: Ostreococcus lucimarinus CCE9901
Lineage: Eukaryota; Viridiplantae; Chlorophyta; Mamiellophyceae; Mamiellales; Bathycoccaceae
Exons: 1
Coding region: 1-1929 (642 amino acids)
Source: RefSeq, a predicted model, not a curated record
AUGACCAUCCGCGGCCGCGCGCGAUCGAUAUGCGUCCUUCUCGCCGCGCUCGCACUGACGACGAGCGCGUACGCCGCGCCGACCUCAGCGCCGCGCGCGCGCAGCCGCGCGACGCCCGCGCCCGCGACGUCUCGUCCCCGCGAUUCCCCGGACAUCGAAACAUCGAACAUCGACAUGAACGACGUCGAGGCGUUUCUCACGCAAGCGCGCGAUGAAUUCAUCGCGACCCGCGCGUCGCGCGGGUCUUCACACGGCCGCUCGACGACGACGUCUCCGGACGAAGCCGGUUUGGACUGGAUCGCGUCGUUCUUCUCGCCUCGGGAACGUCGCCGCGGCUCUGCGGGUCGCGCGGCGCGUAAUCGACGCGACUCGAACUUGCCUCCGGUUGAAGUGGAUCAGACCGGCGUUGACUUCUACCUCACCGCGCGCGCGUACGCGCAAGAACACGCGGUGAGCGAUCCUCGGGGCGGUCGGAUGCGCAUCGCUCGCGCAGAGGAACCGAAUCAGUUUCAGUGGUGGUACGAUUUCAUUUGGCAAACGCAACAACAAAUCAUCGCUUGCGAAGGACGAGAAUCGUGCGAAGGUCUUUGGCAUCAGUUCGGCGCGCAAGGCAGCAUUUGUUGUGACGCCGGUGCCGAAUUUUACGGUCACGCUCACUUUUCGUGCGUCGAAAGUGUCGAACAAUGCGAGGCGCUCACCACGUGCGCCUCGUCCGCCGAUUGCGGCGUGAAUCAAGUGUGUUGCGCGACGAAGCCGCAUUCUGACGAUUUGAUGUGCGUGACGAGCUUUCAAGACUGCGCGGCGUACUGUCACUCCGAUGCGCAGUGUAAAGCGGAGAAAGGCGAACAGUGUUGCUACGACGAAGUACUCGGAUACACGAUUUGUAUCCCGGAAGGGCUAUCGUGUCCACCGCCCCCGCCAGAGUGCCCGACCACGGGACAGCCGACGUGCCGCUCGGACUCCGAGCGCACGUGUUGCGGUGGCGUCUGUUGUCCGCCGGAUGAAAACGGUGUUGAAUGGUUGUGUUGCAGAAUCUGUGACGAAAAUGUUUGCUACCGAGCUACCCCCUCUCUGGGGGACGGAAGCUACGAGUGUCCGGACCCAUUUUGCCCGCGGCCUCCAGAGUGUUCGUCGCAAGCAGAGUUGAGUCAGUGCACGGAUCCGGUGAACCCGAUCGUCGCCGCGCAAUCUGCGCGCAAUGGCGAUCCUCCGACCGGUAGCAUUUGCUGCGGUGGUGUGUGCUGUGAGAUCGGGGACCCCGAUCUGGUGCCCAUCGGCACAUUCGGCCCGAACUUUUGCUGCUACGAUUUCCCGGACGGUCCUUCUGGUUGGAGUUGCCAACCAGGCAUCCCUGGUGACCCGCUUCCGACUCCCCCGCCCGGUUGCGCGCGACAACCUCCCAGCGCUCAGUGUCCGGCCGGUUCUGAGUAUUUGGAUACGUGCGUUGCUGACGAUCAGUCUAUUGGCGUGUGCUGUGGACCGGAAGUUGACGGCGGCGGGCUGACAUGCUGCCCUGAUGAAUCCGUGUGUUGCGCCAACGUCGUGGACGGAGCGACCGUCGGUUACGAAUGCAAAGCCCAGAAUGAGUGCCAAGAGGGUGAGUUAUGCAGGAUACUCGGUGACUGUCCGAACUCUCAGCAAUACUCGGUCUGUGGUUCGUGCGGACAGGGCAAUAAUGACUGCGCGCUGUCCUGCCAAGCGGGCGCAGGUGAGCCUCCGAACGACCCUUCGUGGAUUUGUUCCACCGUCGAUGGUUGCGACCCAGUCGCCGACUACAACAACGGCCCGAGCGAUGCCACGUGCGUGUGUAAUAACGGAGCGUGCGGCGGCGCGACUCAAUGUAAGACAGGAGGGAAUUGCUGCGCGUGCCAAGCUCGUGGCCCGCGCGGUGGCGUGCAAUGCGACAACCCACCAACCGUAUUGGUUUGA